Schistosoma turkestanicum is the source of this 7225-nucleotide messenger RNA. Lineage: Eukaryota; Metazoa; Platyhelminthes; Trematoda; Strigeidida; Schistosomatidae. The record is from the annotation of a GenBank genome assembly.
AGACAACAGAUAGAAGAUACCUUUUGAAUCAGAUCGAUUCUCAUAAAUCUAAUAUUAUUACUAUUAUUAUUAUUAUUAUUGGAUAGCACGUGAAAAGAAAAAAGCAGUUUGUGAGUACACAAACACAUCAGCUAAUUUCGUGUUUCUUACUGUGUUUUUUUGUGGUGUAUAAAUCAUGUGGAUUAUUACUAAAAAAACUUGUCAAUAUACUACUUAUUGUUUAUACUCGCUAUUGAUAUAUUCCAUUUCAUUUCUAUGCUGUAUUCAUGGUUCAGUUGAGAAUACACAUUUAUUACACGACAGAUCAUAUGUUGAUAUCAGCUGGGAAUAUGAUCGAAUACGUUCGGAUUUAUGGUCACCAAAAACACCGAUCAAUGUAUGGCCUGAUUUUAAACAAAUUCAACAAUGUGAUACACAAGAUUUUCAAACAUUUCAACCUAAUUUAAACAAUGCGCCAAACAAUGAAAACAAUAAAGAAUUGUUUGAAUGGACAAGUGUUAGUGUAUUUACUUCGGAACGUUUAAAACGUGGUUAUAUUCUCCUUGGUGGAUCACAACGACGUCAACAACCAAAUUUAUUCAAAUCAAGUGAUACUGUAUCACCAAGACAGAAUAGUCAAAUAUUUUUAUGUUAUUUAGAUUGGAAAUCAGAUCAUGAAACAUUGUUAGGUUUUGGAUUUAAUUCGAAUGCUUGUAGUAUUCUACAACCAAAUCCUGUCAAUGAAAGCGCUACUACUACUACUACCAGUACUACUACUACGGAUCAUGAAUUUCUUGGCGCCACAAGUCAAGCUUUGAAAAUCAAUCAAGAUUUAAGUAUAUUUGUUUAUUGUGAUCCAUUAUGGCGAGCUAGUUCAAAAGUACCAGUUGGACGAUGUUUUGCUCAUAUUGUACAUAAUGGACAUAUUCAACCAAGUUUAGAAUUGUCCGAUUUUUGUCAAACUAGUUUACAAGUAGCUACACCUUGUGCUGCUGGUCAUAGUAUAGCCUUAUCAAUAAGUAGUAAUAAUAAUAAUAAUAAUAAUAUUAAUAAUCAGGAAUCCAAAUCAAUCGAUGACUUGUUGUCGACUAUUAAACUAUGGAUUGGUCAACCAUUAUCCACACCAUAUGGACGUAUACAAAUUUUGACUGAUCUUUAUAAUUCACCGAAAGUGACCACAAUCAAUCGACCUGAACAAAUCAAUGAUGGUCAUGUGAUUGUUGGUUCAUUGUUUGGUUAUGCUGUAACCGAUGGUUUUGUUACAGCACCGGGAUUAUUGAUUGGCGGCGGUAAAGAUAAUACUGCAAUGCGUCUUCAACACUUAAUUGGUAUUGAGCAUAGUCAAUCGUUUCGUAAUACAAUGAAUGGAUAUUAUGGUCAUAUUGAUUGGUUUCCAGAUAUGAAUAAUACCGAUCAAUUUAUUGGGAAUGGUAUGUCUGUGCUACGUGUAUCAAUUAAAGGACCAUAUUUGAAAAGUGUUAUAGUCGGUGCACCUUAUACCGGGAAUAUUAAACUUAAAAAUAACAAUCACGUCAAUAAAACAAAUCCUCUCCCAUUAAUGAAUGAUUAUAAUAUUGGUCGGAUUUAUUUAUUCUGUCAACUUAAUCAAAAAAUCAAUAGCCGAUCAACUAUCCAUCCACCAUCCACUAUGCAUGAUUAUUUAGACGGUCCGAAACAAUCGAGAAAUUUCGGUUUUGCUUUAACUAAUCUCGGUGAUUUCGACGGGGAUGGGAAUGAUGAUGUAGCAAUCGGCGCACCGGAUUUAGAGAAUACAUCAAAUCAUAGUUAUAUUUAUUUAAUACGCCUAUUAGAUAAUUGUACAUUCGAUCGAACACCUUUACAAAUAUUAGUUAGUCCAAAAGGUGUACAAGAUUUCGGUGCACAUCUCCCAUCGCAUGCGGAUGAUUUAGAUUUUAAUGGUUACAAUGAUUUAGUUGUACCGAUUUCUUUGAAAAAUCAACAACCUGAUUCAUUGUCAACACCAACGACAGAUCAUCAGUCGAUUCUUGUUUAUGCUACACGAUCAACAUGGAUUGCUGAAUGCCAUUACACAUUUCCACCAUGGUUAUCAAUAAGAAAUAUUUUAAAAAAUCAUUUUAUCCCAAUACAAAUUACUGUAUAUUUUAAAAAUUCUAAAACGUAUCAAUUUUCACAAACAAAUCAAAAUCAUUUGAAAUUACUACUGAAUUCAUUACAAAUUGAUCAAUUUAUUCAUCAAAUUAAUCCAGAUUGGAAUGCAACUAGUCCAACGGAACAACGUUUCAAUUUAGCGGGUUCCAUUAAAUCUCGACUGGAAUUAAAACAAAAUCAAUUGAUCAUUGAAUUCAAUAUUCAAGCUAAUAUGAAUGUGGAAGAGAUGCAUGAUUUAGAAUCCCCCGCAGGUGGUGUUUAUUUAGGCUAUCGAUUUUUACAACCAUGUUAUGGUGAUCAACCAGUGACUGAUCAAAAUGGUACUUGUUUAAAUGGUGGCUGGUUAAAACGUCCAUUAAUUGAUUGGUCAAAAUGUUUAACAAAAAUCCCAUUAUCACGUUAUAUAUGUUAUCCAAAUCCUAAAUGUGAAAGUGAUGUAGUGUUACGUGUGAAAGAUAUACAAUCGAAUCAAAUUAGUGCUUUUCAAUAUAUUCAUGAUGAGCAACAACAAUCUACGCCAAUUUUAAAUCAAACUAAUCAUUUGGAUUCUCCAUUAACAACGACGGUUGACAUUGAAUAUGGUAAUAAAAAUCAAUCUAGACCACAAUUAUUCAUAGAAAUAUUCAAUUAUGGACCAACUAAAGCACAAGGUACACGUAUGGAAUUACAAUUUCAUGGAAAUUUAAAAUUUUCACGUUUAGAACUAGAAACAGACAAUUUAAAUGUUAAUGCUGAUCAGCCGAAUCGUCAAUCGGAAAUAUUAAUGGUUGAAGUGUCCGAAAAUGAAACAUGGGUACAUUGUCCAAUUGGUACAUUAUUGCCACCGAUAAUUUUGUCAACCGAUGGAAAUCCGAUUAUUGAACCGAAUCAACGAUUUAUUCUGUCAACAUAUUAUGAUAAAUUUUUAGCAGAUCAUGAAAAUGAUGAAGUGGAUUUCAGUGUUGGAGCCGGUGUCACUAUACGUCUUAUCACUGGAACAGUGGAUCCUCAACCAUUGAGUAACUCGAUACGUUUCAAUUAUCAAUUAAUUCAUAACCCAUCGAUUCGUAUCUCAUAUGGUCCUGGUGAAAUACCAAGUAGGAUGGAUAAUCGUACAAUCGAAUCAACUAACAAUUUAUUACUGAAUAAACAAAAACGUAUACUUCUCUCGGAUAUUGGUCCAAAAGUUGAACACACAAUACAAAUUGAAUAUAUGGGACCAUCGAAUAAAUUGAAAAAUGUGACAAUGAACAUUUUAGUACCGAUUAAAUUAGAUUCGAAUGAAGGUAUCGGUAGUAGUAGUAGUAGUAGUACUAGUAGUAGUGCUAUGCCUCAAUAUAUUUUAUACAUGUUCAAUGAAAUACGUACACCAUCUCAUCAGGAUGAUCAUAGUACACUGGAAUGGAUUGAUUCACGACCGAAGAUAACUGCUAUGGGUAAACAUCAGUACACUGGCGAAGAGAAUAUUCGUGACAAUGGUGUUGUUGAUGAUGGUGAUGAGGAUAUUAGUAAAGUUGGUAGUUGUUUCAUUGUCAAUAGUGAGAAAGUAGUGAAUCCACGUGAAUUCAUACCGAUGGAUGUGAAAACAGCUUGUCCACUGAAUUUUUUUUACCCAAUUGUGUUAAUGAUUGAAAAUAUUCUACCGGCUGAUUUAUUGGAUUUGUCUACACCAAGUGUAUCUGAAGUUAUUCAACAUUUAGUAAAUAAAUAUGAACAUUCAGAAAUUUACACAUGGCUUGGAACUAAUAUUCUUAUAUCAAUCAAUCCAAAAAAUACCCAUCCACCAAAUUAUUCAUGUGAUCAUUGGAAUGAUUCUAAUGAGAUGACAAAUUGCUGGAGAAAGCCACAUAUUUUUUCAGUAGCUGAAGAAUGUUUAUAUCAGUUAACAUUAACACAAAAUGAUCAGUCGAUAAUUAUUACCGGUACUAGUGGAUCAGGAAAAACUGAAGCUACCAAGCAUAUAUUACAUUAUUUAACUUACAAAAGUAGUAUAAAGCGUCAAAAACAAAUAACUAAACCUGAAGCUCGUAUUGAACACAUAUUGAUACAAUCGAAUCCUUUAUUAGAAGCAUUUGGUAAUGCUAAAACUCAGUUCAAUGAGAACAGUUCACGUUUUGGCAAAUACAUACGCCUAUUGUACAAUCGAAAUCAAAUUCUUAUUGCAGCAAAAUUACAAAUUUAUUUAUUAGAAAAGCCUAGAGCUGUAUUCACAUCACAAACACUAUGCUCAUCAUUUCAUGUAUUUCGUUGGUUUUUAGAAUCUUUAACAAAAGACCAACAAUCACAAUUUGGUUUAAAUCAUUGUGAUUAUGUAACAACUGAUGAUGAUGAUAACAACGACAACAACAAUGAUACACUACAACAAUCCUCCUCCUCUUCUACUACUACUACUACUACAAAUUGGUCUUGUCUACUUCAAGCAUUACAAACAUUACAUAUUGAAAAUGAAACAUUAUUAGAAUUUUAUAAAUUAUUAAGUGUAAUUUUAUUAUUGAAUAAUGUACAAUUCAGUCGUACUGACUGUUGUGUAGUAGUAAAUGUUGACUUGAAUAAUCAUCAGCAACACCAGCAGCAACACGAACCUCGAUCAGAUGAUCCGACUAGUCUAGCUGAUAUUUCACCUGAUGAUGUGCAGAAAAUUAUAAUGGCUGGUAAACUACUAGGUAUUACCAAUGUCGAAUUACUUCAUAGUUUUCCACAACAAUUUAUCACACGUUUUGUUCAACCUGGUUCUAAUUCACAUCAAUCCAAACGAAUGACAACUUAUAAAUGUGCAUGUACAAUUUCACAAGCUCAAGAACAACGUGAUUGUUUUGUAAAAGCUUUAUAUAAUAGCCUCUUUCAUUUUUUGGUCGAUUUAAUAAAUAAACAAUUGAAUUUUGAUAAUACUGAAGAUGUUGUUAAUGAAUUGGGUAUACUAGAUCUAUUCGGUUUUGAAUGUUUCACUGUGAAUAAUUUUGAACAAUAUUGUAUUAAUUAUGCUAAUGAACGUUUACAUCAAACAUUUAUGCAUAUUGCUGUAUCAACUGUAUGGUUAGAAUUAGAACAAGAUGAAGGAUUAUCAUUAUUAUAUCGAUUAGUUGAUGAUAAUGAUAGUAAUAGUAAUAGUAGUAGUAGUACAUCAACAUCAAUGGAUAUGAUGAUAAAUGUUGACAAUAUUCACAAUACUACUACUAUUGCUACUACUACCAAUACUACUACUGAUCAACAUAAACAUCAAUUUGAUGCAUUAUUAAAACAAUGUUAUAAUACGCAUAUUGUUAAAGCAAUCGAAAUAAAUGCCAAUUUAUUGGAAGAAGUUUGUCUAUUAAAUCGUAUUCAUAAUGUGAAUUCGUCAAUUUCAUCGUCUGCGCCACAACAACUAUUAGAUCCACGUGAAUUAGAUUGGAUGAAUAAAAUACAAUCAUCAUUGAAAUUAUUGAAUAAUUCAAUUUAUUUAUAUAAUGGUCACAUUAAUCGAUCACAUAGUGGUGCUACUCCAAUAAAUACCAACAAGUCUAAACACACAACCACAUCAUCUUCAUUAACAACAGCAACAUCAAAAUCCCGGUGGAAAAAUCCUACACCAACGUCAACAUGUGAUGCUUUCAUUGUGAAACAUUAUAAUGGAUUAGUGACUUAUUCUGUUAAAGGUUUUGUUAGUAAAAAUCUUGAUCGUUUACCGAUACAUUUAUUCACAUGGAUAAAAGAUGCAUUGAGCACUGUUGCUACCAUUGAUGAUAACAAUACUACUAAUAAUCCUAGCAGUAGUACUAUUACUGGUAGUAGUCUUAUCUAUACAAUUGUGAGUAAUGCAUUAGAUAAUAUAACAAAUACAAAUAAGAAUUUAAAAUAUCCAACAGAGAAUUCACCCAUUGGACGAUCACCUUUACAACAAAUAAACAAAAAUGAUUAUAGUCAUAGAAUGAAUAAUAACAAUAGUCCGCGUCAACAUCGUCAAACGUCAAUGAUGGCGAAUACAUUUACAGAGAAUACUCAGCCUAAUAUGAAUCAUUCCAUUUCGCCGACAAAUCAUCGUUUUAAUGUUAACAAUACUACCACUACUACUACUUCUACUACUACUACUACUACUACUGCACGUCGUUUAAAUACCGUAUUUGGUAAUUUUAAAUCAUCUCUAGAUCAAUUACUUGAUUGUUUAAAUUGGCAUAAUUUAUAUUUUAUACGUUGUAUUCGACCGGAUCCACCAUCCUUAUCCUCAUCAUCGAUUGAUGAUUGUUCAAUGAUCAAUAAUUCCAUAUCAAUCAUUGACACGGAUUAUGUACAAGAUCAACUUGUACAUAGUGGUAUAUUUGCUGCAUUAGAAGUGUUACGUUCAACGUAUUAUGCAAAAUAUACAUAUGAAGAUUUUAUUAGUCAAUACAGAGUAUUAUGGCAAUUAAAUCCUCGACCACCAGCUAAUCAAUUAAUGAAUACAGAAUUCGCUUUAUUAAAUUCAUGGUAUCUUAAAUUAAUUCAACUACCACGUUCAACAUCCAAGCGUACUCCGCUUAAAUUACGCCGUGAAACAAGUGAAUCAACAAUUCAACAACAACAACAAUUUGUUUUAAUUUUAUUAACACUUGGAUUAAAUUUAAUUCCAUGUAAAUCUGAUGAUGUCAUAUCAACCCAACUAGUCAAUAACACUAAUUCCGAUCAGAUUUUAAAUGAAUUAAUUAUGAAACAUUUUCCAAUUAUACAACAAUUUGGUCGUACAAAAAUACAUUUAACUAAAAAUCAAUAUGAACAUUUAAUUCAUUUGAAAGAAUUUAUGUUAAAUCGAAAUAUUCAAGUGAUACAACGUUUUUUUCGUAAAUGUCUACAACACAAAAUGGCUCCUUCAUCUUCACCAUCACCUUCGCCCACAUCGACAAAGACGCCGGUGUCACCACCGACCAAGACUCCGCCGUCAUCGUCAUCGUUAGAAGAAUCAAUUAAUAAUGAUUGGCCAACUUAUCAACAACAUAUAUUAUCACGUCGUUAUUUACCAUUCAUUAUAAAGAUGAAUAAUUCUUCUAUUCAAUGUAAUCAUUUAAUGAAGAAACAAUCAAAUUUGCUGAAUUAUUUAAUGCCUUAUUCACAUAAACAUCAUAUUUUAAAAUUAUUUGAAGCUAUUGAACAACAACCAAUGAAAGGUUUUAUUGAUAUUAUUUUGUAA